Messenger RNA from Microplitis demolitor, 4496 nucleotides. RefSeq names its product F-box only protein 5-A. The coding region runs from base 545 to 2122 and encodes 525 amino acids. Gene Ontology annotation, cellular component: nucleus. The record is from RefSeq and is a predicted model, not a curated record. Gene Ontology annotation, biological process: negative regulation of meiotic nuclear division; regulation of mitotic nuclear division. The transcript has 2 exons. NCBI's taxonomy places the organism in Eukaryota, Metazoa, Arthropoda, Insecta, Hymenoptera, Braconidae. Gene Ontology annotation, molecular function: protein binding.
UGUGAGCGCGGUGGUUGCGCGCUGUCUUAUUUUUCUCUGUUCUCUGUUCGUUUUCUGUAUUGGCCUGGUCUCGAUUUGCCAGAGCAUUCGGUACUCACCCCUCGUGCGCGUCAGCUCGUAUUUAGUUUGCGUUUCCAUGACGUUUGUCAUGUCGCGUCGUAAUUUUUUUUUAUUUUAAAUUCAAAUUACCCCUAACCUUAAUAGUUAUAAACAAAAUGUCGGGUUUUAUUUCAACCAUCACCGCUAGCUGUCACUUUUUCUAUUAUUUUAAUUUAUAAUAAUUAAUAUUGUGUGAAGUUGUUGUUAUGUCAGUAUCCAGUGUCAAACGAACGUCGCAUCACCACCAACAUUUUACUGCAGGGUAACACAAUAGGGGUGCCAUGUUGUUUUCGCUGAAGAAUCAGGGGUACAGGGCACGUUUUUAUAUUGUGUGAAAAUAUUUUAUAUUAUUUAUCAGUACGCGUGGUUACAGUGAGUGAAAUAAAUCCAUAUCUGGGACAGUGUAAUAUAAAAAAAUAUAUAUAUAUAUUUUUUUUUAAUAAAAAUGAAUGAUUCUGUGGAAGAUGUUGAGAUGGCUGAGGUUGAUAUUAAAUCAAGUGAGACACCGCAUGGUACAAUAAAUUAUAAGAAUUAUUUUAAUAAUAAUAAUAAUAAUAUUAAUAUUAAUAAUAAUAAUAAAAAUAUAAAUAAUAACAAUGGGACAAGUUUGCAUGGAUCUUUUGAUAGUAUGGACAGCGGAUAUCUGUCAUUUACGGCAUCUACUGGAGCAACUGUCAUAAAAUCAACCGGAAGAUCAAGACCGAGUGUAAAAAAAUCAUCGUACUGGCUUAGAAGCGACCAGUGGCAGUCAGAACGUAGAAAAUCAUCAAAGUUCAACAGCUUGAUAAAUGGCUCCCGGGACUCGGUGCUGGAGUCCGAGGACUCGAUUGAGGAUCACAACAACAGCAUCGAGUCUAUUUCCAAGGAUCGUAAUCACUUUCGCACGGAUCUGCGUAACUAUAGACUACGCACUCGCAAUAGUGGGAGAUCCAGCAAUCAAUGGCACGCGGUGACUCCUGCAGCAGCGGUGUCUAAGGUAAAUCAGCUUACGCCAAUUACUCCUUUGUCACCAUGCACUGCCACGACGAGUUACAUGGCCUGCGAACCCGUCGAGGAUGUUGAUAAAAUUUUGUCUAUACCCCAGAGCACGCCUUAUAUUUGCAAUGAUAAAUUAACAGAAUCGUUGACUCCAACUAGAACGUCGUCGUCGUUUUCGUCGUUGUCGGCCCAGCCUAUGAUAACUUUCUCUCCCAAGACGAGAAAAGUCAGUCCAGUGAUAACUUCCGCGGAGAAUAAAAAAUUCAGCAAACUUAAGAUUGGGAAUUUGAAUAAAAUCAUCAAGCAUCAGCAGCCGAUCCUCGCAGUCAAACCCAAGAAACUUGACUUUGACAAACGUGUCGGCUGCACGAACUGCAAGUUAGCGACGACCAGGGCUGAUUACACGGGCCGAGAAACCGUCGAUAUUUUAAGUCUUCUGGGAGAGAAGAGCAAUCAUUGGCGUACGAUAGCCAAAAUUCUCUCGUACCUAACUCCCCAGGACCUCUGUUCCGUCAGUAUGGUGUCCCAUGUUUGGCGGAAAAUUUGUCUGAAUGACAACAACGCGAACCGCAGACGCCUGCACCACGUGUACGUCAGACAAAAUACUAAAGAAAAUUUAAUUUUAAUAAAAAGCAAAUGUGAAAUAACGAGUACUCCGAAGACUAGCAAGUUAGUGAAGAGAAAUUAUCUGACGGACGUUCAAAAUAUGCAGGCCACUCCAGGACGACGAGCGCCACCUCAAAGUCCACCCGUGUCUCCGAGCAAAAUCAAAUUUCACUCCUUUGUCAAGGCGAGCCGAACUCUUGCACCAACGGAGCGUCUCUGCCGCUGCCCGAAAUGUUCCUUCGCAAGUCAUGUCGACGAUAAGAGAAACGUCGGUACUUGCACACGUGAAGGCUGCAGUGCUGAAUUCUGCACUCUUUGUUCUUCGUCUCCACACACUGGGCCCUGCAAAACUCCUCUGCUGGCCACGCCGACCAAACGCAAGAAGGCCCCGCUGAUAGUCGGCUCCAAACAGAGCAAGCGGAAUCUUCGUCGGCUGUAGGAUUAAACAAUCGAUUACUUGCAUUGUAAUCAAUCAUCAUCAUCAUCACCAUCAGCAGCAACAAUGCUGACUUUUGUUAAUAUUUUUAUUAACGCUGGACUCGAUGCCGACUUUUAGACUCAGGCUCAGACUCAGAUGCAGACUUCGAAUCCGAGUUUUAUUUGGCUCCGGUUAUUUCAAACCUCGGCCAGACGAGUUUUUGUUGGCCCGGUAAUUUCGACCAACCAGCAAUUACCCCACCAGAAGAUCAAUAAUUUUCUUUAUUAUUUUUCAUACUUUAAGUUUGUUGCUGCUGAUAUAUUUUACUGUUAAAUAUUGCGGCCAUUUUUUUUUUUAUUUUUUAUUUAUUAAUUUUCCUUCGAUCGCUAGUCUUUUGAGUUUAAUACUUACAGGUAUUUAAUAACAUGAAGGAAAAUUAUUAUAUUAUUUAUUUAGCACUUAGUGUGUUAAGCCAUUUAUUGUAACAAUUGUCAAUUAUUGUGACCUCAUUUAAAAAAGAAAAAAACAUCCGUGCCAUUUUAGCGCCAUAUUAUAGUUAACUUUUUUUGUUACCGUCGUUUUUUUAACUCCCGUAAAAAUGAAAUAUUAAAGACUGUUUGUAAAUAAUUGCGUGAAUGGUCAGACAUAUUUUAUACAUCGGGUAAGAUGGACUAGAUUUGGAUAAAAUAUAAUCCAGGUAAAUUUAACAGAAGAUGUAGAUAAAAGUAAAUGGUAAUAAAGAAAAAAAGAGGGAUAAAGAUUUUCGAUUUACAUUCUCUAAAGACGUGAGUGCAAGUUGUUUCUCGAGAACGUUUACGUCCUGGUGCUCUUGCUUUUUUAUUUAUUUUAGUUAAACUCGCGCUUCGACCGUUGCUCUUACCCUACACGGUUCUGGACCGGGUCCCUUUUUCCACCCAAAACAAUGGCCGAGAGCAAAAAAAACGUCACCUGAGACUCGGCCACAGACCGCCUUGGAAAUAAUGGCUCGGUUUAUUUCUUGAGAAUUUUUAUAUGGGGCUCGGCAUGUUCAUCUGAAAAAAUAUAAAUUUAUUUAUUUAUUCGAGAAAAAAUUGCCAGUACACCCAACUUAAAUCAAAUCGCUCAAAGCUCAUUUAAUCAAAAUAUUUAAACAAAAACAUAUCAAGUAUUUUACCUAAUAAUUUAAAGACCAAAUCAUUCCGUGUUUUUUUUUACGGCAUUUUUACUCCCGCCACUUUUUGAAAAUAGUUAAUGACAACUGUCAUGACCGUAUUCAAAUUUUAUCAAUUCAAAAAAAAUUACAUUUGUCAUUAAUUGGAAGUUAAAUGGAUUUGGAAAAUAAAUUUUAGUAAAAUCUUGACGUCAAUUUUAUAAUUCAAAUUUUUGGAUGUCAAAUUUAUUUACCAAAUUUCGUUUUACUUCAAAUUGAUGAUAAUUUUGUUAAAAAAUUUAUGUCCCGACAAUUGCAACUGCGCGGUCUUUUUUUUUUUUAUUGAAACUAAUUUUUUUUUUGAUUAAUUAAUAAAAUUAUAAUCCGGUUAUGAUAAUUAAGUCAUUGAAAGGUUUAAAAAGGAGGGGAAAGUGCCUAAAAACGCAUUUAAUUCUUAAUUUUAAAAAUAAGAAGACGGUGCUCAAAAUGUGCGUCAAAAAUUUUCUGAAAAAAAAAAAAAAGAUACAAAACGCACAAUAAAAAAUUAUUAUAAUUAACUAUAAUUAAAUAUAUAUAAAUGGUAGUGAUUUAAUUUAAUUUAAUAAUAUUUAUAAGUUUAUAUAUAUAUAUAUAUAUAUUAAGUGUAAAUAAAAAAAUCUCCAAAUCCUUUGUAAAUUUUACGAGUAGUUUUUAAGAAAAAAGAAGUAUUUAUGUGUAGAAAUAUUUUUAUGUAAUAUAGACAACUGAAAUUCAAAGUGCCUAUAUAUCACUCUACCAACUAUUGUUUCAAUAUAAAAAAAAAAAUUUUAAUCUCUGACUAAAUUUUGAAUGAAAAAGUAAAAAAUAUUUUUUAAAAAUUCUGAUAAAUAUUUUUCUAAAUAAAAAUUUGAAAAAGUGUCUUGAAAUUUUAAUGUAAAAAAUUGCUCAGUAAUUUUUAUUCUUUCAUUACUCGUUUGCUCAAAUGUAAUUUUUAAGUUUAAAAAAGACAAGUAAUUUUAAAUUUUGCUCUCUGUAAUUUUAAAUUAUAUGAACCAAUGUCGAUUGUUUGUACUGUUGCUCUCUAUACUUUUUUUAUACUAAUUGAAACAUAGUCAGGAUUAUUUGAAUUGUAACGCAGAAACCCCGAGGGUUAAUGAAAUUACUUAUUUUUAAAUAUUUAUUUUUAAAAGUUAUGCCAAAUGUUUUAAAAUUUAUGUCAAAUAAAUGUUCUAAGUUAUUCUGUUCUGUAUUUUGUAUGUUCACUUAUAAAAAAAAAUGAAAUUUUAA